GUUUCACUUACAAGUAGGACUGAAGCACUACUGUACAUACCUGGAGAGUACAACACCCAUCUCGCUCAAGUCAUCUGGCAGAUGCAUGAGAUGUUCCCACCAGCACUUCAUCAGAAGAAUGCUAUAUAACAGGCAGUCCUCUUCAUUACAAAUCCACAAGAAGCAACAAAAAAAGCAGAUGGAACUAUUAGUUUAGUCCCUGUGAUUCUCACUCUGCCCUUGCAUUCAGCCUGGCCCUUAAUUUAGCUGGUGGUCUUGGAAACCCAACAGAAGUGAAGUGCUCUGGAGGGCCGCACGGGAGCUGGCUGUGACAGGUGAUGGAGGAGAGAACCUGGAAGGGAGUCGCUUGUUGCCCAAAUUAACUCCCAAAAAGUUGCUGAGGUUAUUUUGGAGGGUUUGGAGUUUCUCUGAAAGUCUCAAGUACAGAGUGGACACAAUACAAAACAUUCUACUGAAUGCGCUUCAGCAAAGACUCAUCGGGCAUGCAGGAAAAUAAGUAACCCAAAUGUGUGAAAUCCUUUCCAGCUCUAUACACAAUAGCUUUCACUCUUUAGGGUUAUUUUUGUCAGAAAAAUGGGGUUACCAGUGGAUUGAUGGGUAGCAUGUGAAUAUAUGUAAAAUCAGCACUGGAUCAUUGGUAUGUUUGGAUGAUGAGUUGAUUAUCGUCUGGUUAGAUGGCUGAGUUGAUGGAUGGAGGUUUUGGUCAUCUUGUGGGAUUGGAUGGUUGAAUAGAUAAUGGAUUGGUGAUUGUGUGGACCCAUGCUGCAGUUGGACGAUUUGGGGUUGUGUGGAUGAAUGAGUGAACAGUUUGAUGGAUGAAUUAACUGUGAUUGUGUAGUUAGCUGGAUGUCAGAUAUAUACUGCAGAUCUGUAGAUCAGUGGUCGCCUACCUGUAAUCGCAAUCGACCUGUCGAUCUUUGGUACUUGCCUUGUUUAAUGAUGAUAAGCAUUUGAGGAGUACAUACAGUAUAUGUUAGCAUGUUUUCUGAAGCAUUUUGACCACCCAUUGGAGUUAGGGUUGGGGGUCAGGGGUUAUUAAUGUCAUUUACAGUGUAGAUACCAGAAAACGUUUCUACCGUGUAUGUGUAUGCAGAUUGAAGUGACCCCCACAGCCUGCACGAGUGUGUGUUUACUUUACAUGCCACCAUGUGGAGCCCAUGAUGGAUUAACCAGGCUGAGGACGUACAAACGGGGGACGGGGGAGGGGAGGCGAAACCACGUAGGGAAAUGUCACAAACAGGUGUCAAAGCAGAGAGAGAAACAAGACCAUUUGUUUCGUUCAGUGGCUUCAAUGAACGUCACACGUCCAAGAAUCUAUAAUGGCAUUGAGCGGUCAAACAACAAGCCUUAUCUGUGUUUGAAAAAUGUGUCGUCAGACACGCAUUAGACAUAACCCACUGAUGGUGUCACUUUCUCUGUGCUGUCAGGUACAUAGAUAUGUAUUCAAGACCAUGCACAAUUGCUUAUGUAAUGACAAAGUGGAGAGGGGGCAAACAAACCUGCAUGGCCAAAGUCCAUCUGGACAAUUCAAAGGCACAAACCGAGUGAAAGCAGUAUUAGCGGCAGCGCACGUCAGUAGGUUGCCACAUUCUGGAGAAUGCUUCAUAAAAGCAUUUAUUAGCGUGAUAGUCAUCUUAAUGCAGUUGUUUUUAUUUAUUAUGAGAGACACUGUGAGUGAACUGACUUAACGAGACGGUGAGUAGACUUUAUUUUACUAUAUUGAUUUCUGCCUUCUCCUUUCCAUGCUGUCCAUGUGAGCUUAUUCAUUCAUGAUGUCUGAAGUGAAUGAAAAGCGAGGUUAAUGAGUGACAGCUCGGAGCAAGUGCAACCGCACAAGUAGAGAACAGACUAUCCAUCAGAUGUCAGAGGUCAUUGUAAAAGCAAAUGGCUUCAACCAGAGGAAUCAGCGCGUUUGUCGUUUUGGUGUUUUCUCUUUUUUCCCACCUGACUUCAGAUAAGAGCUCCCUGUAUUGACAACAGCCGACUUGCCGCACAGAAUGACGUCAUGCCCCUUGGCUGAAAGGUGGACGAGAUGGAGAUGCUGCGCCUCGAGUCUCGCCUCAAACCACGCCCUGAAGCCGCUCAUGUCCAUCCUCUGCCUGGUGGUUGUUUUUGCGUAUGACCUGGCCGACAAGCUUCGCGCCUUUGUAGUCCGCAUCUUCAUCCCUCAGUACCACUACCCGUACAUUGUGAGUCUCUGCUUCGGACAGGUUCUGGUGUCUGUGUCCUUCUUCAACCUCCUCCAUGUCCUGGGUGUGGCGUCACUGAGGCGGUACAGUCGUCCCCUGGACUGGCGUGGUCCAUCGGUUGCAGAACCCCUGGAGUACAUGUAUGCGCCUCUGGCUGUCAUCCUCCUCAGCCUUUCCCUCACCUGGCUGUCCAAAGUGUCCGAAUAUGAGCUCCGUCUCCCCCCAGACCACCAGGCCUCCGCUUUGGACAUCUACUACACCCAGCUGGUGAACCAGUGCUGGUUGCUUGGCCUCUUGUGGACGCUGCACCCCGACGGCCCCCUGCUGGUGCUGAGUCGGGCCAGCUGGCACAGCUUGCUGUUCCACGGGUACCUGCUCGCCAUCCUCCUGUUGGGGACGCUGCUCGACUUGGCGGUCGCGAUGACGGCGCUGUGCAAGUCACCAUUGGCUGCAGGUCUGCUACACACAGCAGGACAAUUGAUGCAACCCUUUGUGCUGCUACUCUGGCUCUAGCGUGAAGGACUCGGCAAUUUGACUUAGUGGCGCCCCCUAUGGGUUGUGCGCCAAAUGCUUUUUAAGAGCAUAUAAUACAGAGUUGUAAUACAAAGUUGCUUAGUAAUUAUGGCAAUGCCAGAACGAAACAAUGCACUUUUGUUGCAAAAAUAUUUAUUGUGUUACUGCCAACCAAAUGUAAGCACUCAAAUCAUCUCCACACUCUCACAAAACACUGGAUAUUGUAAAAAGUUACUGAAUACCUUAUUGAAGGUGUGUACAUUACAUUACAUAAAGCAUUUUUAUUCUUAAAGCCACUCAAGUGCUAGUGAACUUUGCCUUAUUCCGCAUAAAUGUUGUUUUGAGGACUUCCUAGACAGUUUCCUCCAUGAUUCUUUCACAAUAAAACACCACUCACCAUAGCGCUUGGUCAACAGAGAAACAGAAAGUCUUCUUUUUGCUUUAGUUGUUGACAACAAAGGAGAAAGCUGCCCAUUAUGAGCAAUCUGAGUUUGGAGGCAGGCGUAUUCCGAGACUCUGCAGCAGGUUGGAGGCAGGCCCGGCCAGCCCGGCCUGGCAGCUGAGGGACUCCAGCAAGUUGGUGACCAGGUUGAGGUCCACGUCGAGAGGCUGAAUCUCCGCCGUCUCCUCGGCCACUGUCGCCUCUGCCGGUUGGCUCGGCAGGUGGUUUGUGGUGGGGGGCUGGGUGGAGCUUUUGUCUGAUGUGGGCUCGUUGUAAUUCUGCAGAGAGGAACGAGAGAGAGAACCAAGAUGUGGACAGUCGUACAUUGCGCCCUCACUCUAUCACGGUUCUCAAAAAUGAAUUAAUUAAUAAAUGAUCGCAGUUUCGUGGUGAAUAUGGUUUGUUAUUACUAGUAAAAUGCAUAUAUAGCAAAAUGUACUUAUUAUUGACCUAAAUUAAGCAUUUUCAAGCAGAAAAAUACCUAAAUGAACUAACUAAAUAGACUAAACUACAACUAUAAGGCAAAAGGAGCAUAUUAAUUGUGAAUGUAGUAUUCUACAUUGGCCACUAGGCGUCAGUAAUUGUUGUGAGACAAGCGCCUAACGUGAUCGCCAGAACGGGCAUUUGUUACAGGUUAAAAUGAUUUCACAACAGGCACAAUAAUAAUACUAAUAACAUAAUAAUAACACAGGCUACUGUUGGGGCCAUAACCCACAAGCUAAAACUCAACUCUGAACCUCCGAUGUCACUUCCUGUCCGCCACUAAGGUCCCCUAGGGAACACAUUUACUGUGACACUGUUUGAGCACAAGUUUUAUUUACAUCUUAAAUGGCUUAUUUACUUAUUUACUAUUUACUUUAUUUAAUAUGUCUACUAUAUUGGGUAAUGGGACAUUACAAUACAUUGAUAAGACAAAAGCCACCGCAGGAAGUACGCUGCCCAGACAAAAAAAACAAGGAACUGCUAACGUAUGAGUCUGUUAUCUUAUCUAUGUCUAAUAUGUCUUAUUUUCUCCAAUAAAACCAAUUAACCGUGACAAACAAGGGACGAGUGUAUUACAAAAUAAAGGUGCGUUCACAGUUGUUGUGUUUUUUGAGUCGGUUCAAAUGAAUAAUAAAUGGUGAGUUUAUGCUGCUAGUUUGGUUCCUUUGGUCAAGUGUGAACCCUGGUGUGCACCAAACAAGCGAGAUGGGUUUCAUUCUGCUUGCGAGUGAACUCUGGUCGCGGCUCGAUUCACUUGAGCUGGAACGUGAACGCUAAAAACACGAACCAGUGUUACAGUGACAGCAAAAAACAAUAAGCAAAAAUGACAAAUACGUAA
This is a messenger RNA of Dunckerocampus dactyliophorus (ringed pipefish), 4465 nucleotides long. RefSeq lists its product as uncharacterized. The coding region runs from base 1998 to 2702 and encodes 234 amino acids. NCBI's taxonomy places the organism in Eukaryota, Metazoa, Chordata, Actinopteri, Syngnathiformes, Syngnathidae. The record is from RefSeq and is a predicted model, not a curated record. The transcript has 4 exons.